Balaenoptera musculus (blue whale) is the source of this 2849-nucleotide messenger RNA. It is a transcript of the gene ARL4C, whose product is annotated as ADP ribosylation factor like GTPase 4C. Gene Ontology annotation, molecular function: GTPase activity; GTP binding. The record is from RefSeq and is a predicted model, not a curated record. Gene Ontology annotation, cellular component: cytoplasm. The coding region runs from base 567 to 1169 and encodes 200 amino acids. NCBI's taxonomy places the organism in Eukaryota, Metazoa, Chordata, Mammalia, Artiodactyla, Balaenopteridae. The transcript is spliced from 2 exons. Gene Ontology annotation, biological process: endocytic recycling; intracellular protein transport.
CGCCGCUGCAGGCUGGCGGCGGCGGCGGCGGCGGCAGCGAGGGGACGGCGGGGACAGGCAGGCGGCCGCGCCGGCAGCAACAGCCGGGGAAGCCCACGCCCCGCCUGCACCUCCGAGGCGCGCCCCGGGAGCGGGAGCGGCCCCGCGGCGGCCCCGCCCAGGCAGAGGCGAGCGCCUGGCACCCGGAGCCCCGAGCCGGCAGCCGCGGAAAGCCCGGGCAGCGGCGGGAGCGCGGGGGCGCGGCCCGAAGGAGCCGCAGAGCGAGCCGGGGCCGGGGGGGGGGGGAGGGCGCCGGGCGCGAGCAUCCCGCGCCGCGGCAGCGGAGGCGGCUUCACGGGAGACAAAAGCCCGCCGAGAGACGCGAUGCCCGGCCGGCGCGGGCGCGGGGGCCGCGGCGUCUGAGCGCGCCGAGCCGUGCGCCCCGGGGACGCCGAGGCUCGGCCGGUGCCCGCGGCGGAGGGCGGCAGGCGGGGCCCAGGUGCGCCCGGCCGCGUCGGGCCCGUAACUGCUCGGGGGGCGGCGCCCUCCCGCCGCAGCCGCAGUGGCCGGCGCCGCAGCGAGGAGCCAUGGGCAACAUCUCUUCCAACAUCUCGGCCUUCCAGUCCCUGCACAUCGUCAUGCUGGGCUUGGACUCGGCCGGCAAGACCACGGUGCUGUACCGGCUCAAGUUCAACGAGUUCGUGAACACGGUGCCCACCAUCGGCUUCAACACGGAGAAGAUCAAGCUGAGCAACGGCACGGCCAAGGGCAUCAGCUGCCACUUCUGGGACGUGGGCGGCCAGGAGAAGCUGCGGCCGCUGUGGAAGUCCUACAGCCGCUGCACGGACGGCAUCAUCUACGUGGUGGACUCGGUGGACGUGGACCGGCUGGAGGAGGCCAAGACGGAGCUGCACAAGGUGACCAAGUUCGCCGAGAACCAGGGCACGCCGCUGUUGGUCAUCGCCAACAAGCAGGACCUGCCCAAGUCGCUGCCCGUGGCCGAGAUCGAGAAGCAGCUGGCGCUGCACGAGCUCAUCCCGGCCACCACCUACCACGUCCAGCCGGCGUGCGCCAUCAUCGGCGAGGGCCUCACCGAGGGCAUGGACAAGCUCUAUGAGAUGAUCCUGAAACGCAGGAAGUCCCUCAAACAGAAGAAGAAGCGAUCUGCUACGAAUGAAUACUCACCUUAGAAAUACUCAAUUUAGGAAAAAAAGACCUUUUAGAUCCCUUUACACUGCAAGUGGCGACAUGUUCAGAUUUCUAAUUGGUUCAUCGUGGCCUAUCUGGUUUCAGUAUUUUCAUUACAAAUAUCUCGCUAGAGUAUUUGAUGUCAUGCACCAACAAAUAAAAGCCCACCUUGUUGCAAAAGCCGACCUCAUUGCAUGGAUUUAAAGGCGAGGGAAAAGCACAAGGAGGUCCUUCCUAAUUCCUUCUUGUGGAAGCUGGUUGCAGAGCAAAUGCAGACACAGUGAGUGCUUGAGAUAAAAGAAAGCCUGUGACGUAAUGGUCACCUGUCCUCAGGCUCCUCACAGUUUACUUGAAAGAGGCUUUGGAAAUAGAUAAAGUGAAAGAAGAAGAAAUACCUAUUUUUAAUAAUGUAAUUUAAAAAAUCCUUUAUAAUCAGGACCGAGUCUUGGUUUGCAGAAGCUGUCAUUUACCCUGAAACACAGUAUCAAACAGGAAACUUAACGCUUCCUGUGUGAUUUUGAUUUCCUCUUUGAAUCCGUGGUUACAGGUGGAAUUACGUUUUUUUCCCCCUCUAUGAUAAAUUUCUGUGCGAAGGAGGCCUUUAGAAAUUGGGUAUGAUCAUGUGUGUGAGCAUGUGAGAUAGUCAAAUUAUAAAUCCAUGCCUAUUUUCCACUGCACUCAGAAAGUUAAUUUAAGAACCAGAGGUAGAAGUCCCGGCUUCCUGCUUGAAACCCAAUUCUCCUAUGAAAUAUUUUAAAAGAAGAAACCUAGCAGUCCAUCUUCCUUUUCUCUUUUGUCCGUGUAUUUGGUACCCCUCCAAUGCUGGUCUUUUUGUAGAAACUCAAUAGAGAAAAUAUAGCUGAGCAGUGUUGAAAAGCCUGCAAGAUUUCAGUUUACAUAUCAACAGCAUAGUCACUGAUUUCUAAAUGGGCUGGUCCCAUCAUCUGAAGAUUCUGUAUAGAAUUAUUAAAAAAAAAAAUCCAUCUUUCUUUAUUUUCUUCACAUGCAACAAUUUCUUAAGCACUUUGACAUUUUGGUAGUUCCACACUAUUGAGAGAAUAAUAUAUUUAUUUUGUGACAUUGCAGAUGCCAAAUACUGUAACCUUCUCGUGCUGACAAUACUUUGGUUCAAGAUCACUGUUCAGAUCCUCUCAUGCUUUACCAAUGAUGCGAAAUGACUUUGUUUUUUGCAUUAUCAGUACUUAAGGGUGCAGUCAACUGUUAGUAAUUGUGCAGUAGAGCUCUGUGGUGUAGCAACCAAUAGUUGAGUCUCAGUUGAUUUCUGUAGUGUUUGCCCAAAUAAUAGCCCAUUUCGUCUCUGACCAAAUGGAGGAAACACAGGCUAAAUCACCUUGGAGCGGUCACCCGGAGGGUCCCCUCCAACGUAGCCGUCUGAUUUAUUAUGCUUCCUGCUCUUCGGAGAAUGAAUGGGCUUCACAUAGAGGAAGUUGGCCUCCCCACACAAGCUUUUGAAAUGUUUUCUCAUAGACACAGGGAGGCCAGUUUUGUUUCCGAACGAUUCUCUUCACGAAAUCUCUGUCAUGGUGUUGGGACUAUGUCUCCUGGUUUGUUUCCGUUUCUACUGCUGUAAUUCUCUGUCCUGAUCAUCCCUUUGGGUUCCCGUUCCCUUUUAUAUGCAUAUAUGAUCCUGUGAACAGAAAUAAAUUAUUUAUACAAUCAAA